This is a messenger RNA of Drosophila arizonae, 2697 nucleotides long. RefSeq names its product endoplasmic reticulum metallopeptidase 1-like. Gene Ontology annotation, molecular function: metalloexopeptidase activity. NCBI's taxonomy places the organism in Eukaryota, Metazoa, Arthropoda, Insecta, Diptera, Drosophilidae. The record is from RefSeq and is a predicted model, not a curated record. Gene Ontology annotation, biological process: proteolysis.
CCAAAUUGGGCGCCAUUGGACUCACUUAUUGAGCAAUAAGGAUGUGUGACAAGGAGAAGCUCAUUUGCAGCGAAUCUGGCAACAGAUUCGAGGAAAAGCCUCGGUGCGGAACUAAAAAUGACGACAGCGGAAAGUUACCUUGGUAUUACGCAGGUGGAUUUCUACUGUUUUGGGGUCUACUCUUUUUCGCCGUGGUUAUACCAUAUUUAUAUCGCUUGCCCACUGCGCUGACGAUAGAGGACGUGAAAAGCCAUGAGUUCAUUGCGGAACGUGCUUAUAAAAAUCUCUAUUAUCUGUCGAAUAUUGGAACCAAAAUGGUUGGCUCUAAGCAAAAUGAGAUUGAUGCUGUGCAGUACCUCCUGAAGGAGCUCAACCAAAUUAAGGAAGACUCGCUUAAGGAUUACUUUGAUAUUGAAAUUGACUUAUCAGAGGUGUCCGGCCAGUUUGUAUAUGAGAAUGUAAAUAGCUUGUACCUCCACGUUCAAAAUAUUGCCGUCAAAAUUACUCCGAAGGCCAGCAAGAGCCAGUCAUAUCUGCUCGUCAACAGCCACUUCGACUCGAAGCCAGAAACUCCGUCUGCGGGGGAUGCCGGCUUCAUGAUAGUCACAAUGCUGGAAGUGCUACGAACUCUGGCCACCACAGAGCAAAGCUUUCAACACCCGAUCGUCUUCUUGUUCAAUGGGGCUGAAGAGAGCUCCAUGCUGGCCUCCCAUGGCUUCAUCAACCAACACAAAUGGGUACCGAACAUCAAAGCCGUUGUCAAUCUCGAUGCGGCAGGAAGCGGUAGCAGAGAGCUUCUGGUUCAGUCUGGACCUGAUCACAACUGGCUUUUGGGCUACUAUAAUAAAUAUGCCAAUCAUCCAUUUGGCACAACAUUGAACGAGGAAAUCUAUCAGACUGGUGCCCUGCCCUCUGAUACGGACUUCACUAUCUUUAAAGAUCAUAUUCCAGGCUUGGACUUAGGUCAAGCCAUUAAUGGCUUUGUCUACCAUACCAAGUAUGAUGUGAUCGACGUUAUUCCUCGAGAGUCCUUACAGAAUACCGGCGAUAAUGUGCUCGGCAUAGUUCGAGGAUUAGCAGAUGCAGUCGAAUUAGAGAACAUUGAGGCACACAAAACUGGGAGCGGUAUCUACUUUGACUUCCUGGGUAUCAUUUUUAUAUAUUACUCAGAGGCGACGGGAACAGCUCUUAACUUUGGCGUCGCCGGAGCUGCGCUCCUCUUUGUUUUCAUAUCAAUGUGGCGCAUGGCAGUUAUAUCCAACGUCUCGAUAUGCCACAUGCUGCGCUGGUUUAUAUUGGUGCUCACCAUCCAGUUAAUUUGUUUCGUACUUGGACUGGUACUUCCCAUAGUGGUGUCGAUUGUAAUGGAUAAUGCGGGACUGUCGCUGACUUUCUUCAGCACGCCCAUGCUGAUGAUCGGUCUGUAUGUCUGCCCCUCGCUGAUUGGCCUCAGUUUGCCCAUUACUGUCUAUUACAGUAUCCAGUGCAACGAAAAGAUUUCAAGAGGUUUUCAUCUGCAGCUGGCACUGCAUGCCCAGGCGGUCAUAUUGGCCGUUCUCAUAAUUUUCCUCACGUCAUUCGGCUUGCGUUCCACAUAUGUGUUAAUGAUACCCCUUCUUUUCUAUGUCAUAUCUCUGGUAUUGAACUUGUUGAUCACUCUGCACGAUCGGGGCUAUGCCUGGACUGGUCUGCUGAAGAUCAGCCAGAUCAUUCCCUUCCUCUGCAGCAGCUACAUCUUCUAUCUAUUCAUUGUCGUGCUCGUGCCGAUGACUGGACGCUCUGGCAGUGCAUCUAAUCAGGACUUAUUUAUUGCAGUUCUCUCUGCGAUUGGAACAAUUCUGUCAUUUGGUUUCUUGAUGCCACUGAUCAAUACAUUGCGACGGCCCAGUUUAGUUAUAUUCUUUCUGAUCGCAAUCACUUCCGUCUCCUUGUACUUGGCCAGUAGCACUCAGCUAGGAUUCCCCUAUCGACCAAGGACUAACGGACAAAGAGUAGCCUUUCUGCAAGUUCGAAACAUGUUUUACGAAUUCGAUGGCACUCUUAGUAAGGAUGAGUCUGGCUAUUUGUUUAGUUUCCAGGACAGACUAGAAGAACGACCACUUUUGGGCACGAAUGUCAACUUGACGGGAUUGACUAGCAUCAAAUCGAGAUGUGAGAAGCACAUGAUGUGUGGCAUGCCACUGUACGAUUUCCGAUACGUUGGGAAUCGGCUGCAGAGCAAAUGGUUGCCACGGGCAGAGCCCAUUGAGCCUCCGGGAUCGACCGUAUUGAAAAUGCUAAACAAAACUUAUCUGAAACCAAACACUGUGCGAUUCGAGUUCUCUUUAUCGGGUCCUGCUCAGAUGAGUUUAUUUUUCGAACCCUACGAAGAUGUCACGAUCACCAAUUGGACAUUUACAGAAGACUAUCUUCAGAAUCCGCCACCCUUUCCUUUGUCCUAUCACAUCUACAUUAAUUACGGUAUUGGUAAUUCACCUUUGAAGUUUUUCGUCGAUUUAACGAAACAAAAUGGAAACUUCAAGAUGCCCCUUCUUCAAGUGGGAGUGUCGGGACAUUUCAUAGGCGUUGCAGGAGAUGCCAUAAGUCAAGAGUUCGCAUCUUCAUUCCCAUCCUAUUCAAUUGUGGCGACGUGGCCAGCCUUGUACCAGAGAUAUAUAUUUUAAAAUAAAUACAAAAUAAUGUUGACCUUAGAUUAUA